Messenger RNA from Daucus carota subsp. sativus, 1768 nucleotides. RefSeq names its product sugar transport protein 8. Gene Ontology annotation, biological process: monosaccharide transmembrane transport. Gene Ontology annotation, molecular function: monosaccharide transmembrane transporter activity. Gene Ontology annotation, cellular component: membrane. Lineage: Eukaryota; Viridiplantae; Streptophyta; Magnoliopsida; Apiales; Apiaceae. The record is from RefSeq and is a predicted model, not a curated record. Bases 1 to 1512 code for a protein of 503 amino acids. The transcript has 4 exons.
AUGGCUGGGGGUGUCAUGUUACCGGAUGGGGGAACAGAGUUUCCAGGGAAGCUCACUUGGAAUGUUGUGCUAUGUACUGUCAUUGCUGCCUUUGGUGGUCUCAUGUUUGGUUAUGAUAUCGGCAUUUCAGGAGGAGUGACAUCAAUGGAUAGUUUUUUGGAGAAGUUCUUUCCGGUGGUAUACAGGAAGAAGCAUCAGGCCAAAGAGGACAAUUACUGCAAAUUUAACGAUCAAUAUUUGCAACUCUUUACAUCUUCACUAUACCUUUCUGCUACUAUCUGUUGCUUUGUCGCGUCAAAAUCAUGCAACAAAUUUGGGCGAAAAAGGACCAUGCAGGCGGCCUCUGCAUUCUUCUUACUCGGUGCUGUCUGCAAUGGUCUUGCGCGAAACCUGGAAAUGCUCAUUUGUGGAAGGCUUUUACUCGGUGCUGGAAUUGGAUUCGGAAACCAGGCAGUGCCGUUAUUUAUAUCAGAAAUUGCUCCGGCAAAAUAUAGAGGAGGACUUAACAUUAUAUUCCAGUUGCUAAUUACAGUAGGCAUUUUUGUAGCCGGUUUAGUCAACUAUGCCACAUCUCAUCUCCCAAAUGGUUGGAGAAUUUCACUUGGUGGAGCGGCAGUUCCAGCUCUAUUCCUUCUAGUAGGUUCACUCGCGAUUGUGGAGACACCCACGAGCCUCAUUCAGCGUGGCAAGAAAGAACGAGGUUUGAAAACUCUGCAGAAAAUCAGGGGAAAAGGCAUCGACGUUGACAAGGAGUAUCAAGAAAUUGUAGCCACCACAGAGAAGGCUCAACAGGUUAAGCAUCCUUUUAAAAUUCUGAUGAAGACCAGUAUGCCCCAAGUUAUUUGUGGAAGCAUAAUUCAAAUGUUUCAGCAGCUCACUGGAAUUAAUGUCAUCAUGUUUUAUGCUCCUGUAUUGUUCCAAACGAUGGGAUUUGAAAAUGAUGCCUCUUUGUUAUCAUCUGUGAUUACGGGGUUGAUUAAUGUUGGCAGCACCCUUGUUGCUGUUUUCUAUGUCGAUAGAUGGGGAAGACGAGCAUUACUGCUCGAGGCCGUUGUUCAAAUGCUCAUCUGUCAGGUUGUGGUGGGAAUAUUUCUUCAAGUGGACUUGCAUGCUACAAAUACAAUGCCAAAGAUCCCAGCCUACAUUGUGGUUGUCCUUAUUUGUACUUUUGUUGCUGGAUUUGCGUGGUCUUGGGGGCCAUUAGGUUGGUUGGUAGCGAGUGAAAUAUUUCCAUUAGAAACUCGAAGUGCUGGAUUUUUCUGCGCGGUGGCCAUGAAUAUGAUUUGGACCUUUAUAAUUGCUCAAGCUUUCCUCUCAAUGCUGUGUGCCAUGAAAGCUGCUAUCUUUUUCUUCUUUUCUUCAUGGAUUGUUAUAAUGGGACUUUUCGCACUUUUCUGGUUGCCAGAAACCAAGGGAGUUCCUAUUGACCAAAUGGUGGACACCGUUUGGAAGAGGCAUUGGUUUUGGAAGAGGUUUUUUCAUCAUGACCAGACUGCUGAUGCAAAAGCUUAAUAAAUAUCCAGCUCAAUGGCAAUGGCAUGUAUUGCUGCAGCUCAUCUUUAAUUUCUUUUUUCAUUUUGUUGGGAUUUGGGGGAGGAGAUUAUUUAGUUAAAUUCUUUGUUUACUUAAUGCUAGAUUCAUUCUGAGUGAUCAUUUCAUUAUUAGCCAUUUAGCCUAAUCUGUAGAUGUAGUUUCUGAUAAUGUUAUGAAAAAUGAUCAUCCUAAGUUUUUGUAACAAGAAUAUUGUUAAAGCCUUUAAGGGUUACUU